Molecule: messenger RNA, 5840 nt
Organism: Durusdinium trenchii
Lineage: Eukaryota; Dinophyceae; Suessiales; Symbiodiniaceae
Source: the annotation of a GenBank genome assembly
CUGGAACCUAGGGAUGACAUGGAGGGUUGCCCCCAGUGCGCACUGCAUUGCCCAGCAUUACCUCCUUGUGCAGGAGUAACGGCACUAAUUGUCAGCACCUCACAUGGCUUGAUCAAUUUCUGGUUGACCAUGGCGCCUGGAGCUGGACUUCAAGAAUGCCAGAAGGGGGUGCUACUCCACGUUCAAGCUGGCCAACCUAUGCAGUUUGCUGGAGCAAGGCAGAUUUGGCACUAUCAUCCUGUGACUUCCGGACAACUUAUACCGUUUCUGUCAGCCAAAGCACGCUGCAGAUUGUCUCAUUUGAUGGGCUUCAGCCGAAUGGAGCAAAGGACAACCGUAGCACUGACAUCUCUGCCCUACCGCAAGUACAGAAGAAGAAGGGAGACCUCGGAUUGAGUUUUGGGGUGGCACCACGCCCAAUUGGAGUGGCUUUGUCACCUGUGGAGGAUGUUGAGUAUCUCCUAGUUCUUUUGUCGUCUGGCCACCUACUGGCUGCAAGCACUGUGCACUUGGGAGCAGAGUCCUUGUUGGCAUCUUUUCCUGAGGUGAGUGAUGAUCAUGGAGCUGGACCGGCCCUAGCUGCAAUCAGACAAUAUGGAUGGGCUGUGGUGAUAUCAGGGUCCAAGCUGGGCCUUGUGGACAUUGCUGAAGGCAUGCUACAUGGAAGCUCUGUGGCCAAGAUGGACCUCCCGAAGGGAACCGCAGCUUCGAUGUUGUUGCCGUUGCCGGAGGAUGAGCCAAGACUUCUCGUUGGUUGCUCCAGCGGGCGUUUGCUGCUCUAUUCAUGUUCCACAGGGUACAAGAGCCAGGUGCAGCGCCUCAACCUCACUCUUGCCGUUACCUUGGACAUUUCUGGGGUGGAGGUGAGGAGCACCCCGAUGGGCUUCAGAUCAUCAGUGAGCAAAAUGUUUGGAAGGCAGGACCGAAGCCAUUCACCACGCAGCAACUCUAGCAUCAGCGAUGCCUUUGUACUCGACGGCCUGCUAGUGGCUUGUGGGUCAGGAAGCUCGGGAAGCCUGCUCAGCGCGUGGCAGUCCAGAGAUGUCAAGGACACUUCCUCAGGAGCAUCCCGCUCAAGGUCCACAUUUGUCUCCAUGUUUGGCCACAUUUCGUGCACAUCAUCGACAACAAAGAUUUUGCGAAUCCUUGUGAUUGCUGGAAGCCAUGCUGGAGGUGCCAACCCUAUCAUUUUGUCUUUGGACAGCUUCGGCGACAUCACUUUGUGGUCAUUGAGGCCGACCCUCUCGCCCAUGCAAGUUGUGCCUGGCCGUUGUGGUUUUGAGGUUGCCUCUGGACGAACAUUUGCCUUGGCGGGGUCCUUGCACGUCUUGGUUGGAGUUGGUUCUCGCACUACUGCUGAGGUUGGUUGGCUGGAUGCUGCUGCUUUUCUCGAAGCAGCGGGCCGCUGUGGAGCAAAUCUGGCCGGCCCUUUCGCAGGUCGGACGCGCAGCCGCCGUUUGACGCCACCGUUCAUUGCAGGAGGCGGCGUUCAGAUCUUGAGCGGAGAGAUAUUUUUUGUGAGCACUUCCUCCAUCCGCUGCCACAAGGUGUCCAACGGCCGGACCUCAACUAUUGCUUUGUCAACCGAGGCAGACUGGAAGCCAAUGGGGGUUCUCGAUGAGCUUCAUGCUGGCGGUGUGAGCUAUUUGCUGCUUUCCGUUUGCGAGGCCCCUCAAGCCUCGGCCCAGCAUGCGGUGUGGAUAGCCUCAGUUGAGGGUGAAGUGGUGGCGCGAAUUCCCGCUGUUGAUGCAUGCUUCACAACAUCCCGGAUUGUUUGGCUGUCUAGGAACUCACCAACGCGAGUCUGCCAUUCUGGCCAUGAAGUGUUUCGCUCUACUUCUGCUUUGCCAGCGCGGGGCGAAGUUUCGCCGGCUGCUUCCUUUGAUGCAGAUGGCUUUGAUCGUGUGUUGGGGCACCCGGAUUCUGAGCUUACGUUGCUUUGGGGGAGCAAGCUGGACACCCCCCUGUACUUCGAAGCGGUUGAUGGGCCUCCCUCACCAGUCGGAGUCACACUACCAAGCAAUGGUCCAAUGGAGCUGGUGGACUUCCGAUGGGACGGGCACUCUAUUCAGCCGAAAGAUGGAUGUUGCCUCGCCAUAGCAGCUCCGUUCGUGCUUUGGGUGCUCAACUUUCAAGAGCACGAUGCAGGCUGGAAAGCACACUUGCUUUGCUGGCUGGACGUUCGGGCUGCAUUUUCGGGGUGUGGACGUGUGCUCUCCGUGGCAUGGCUGAAGGUUAGAGAUUUGCAGUCUGCAGGAGUGCUUUUGCUUUCAACACCCUUUGGGGUUUGUGCUUGGGCGACUGAACCCCUUUCACGCCCUCAGGUGCUGGCACUUUAUGAACGUCCGCAGCUGAUCGUGGCAGCUCUCCUGGACAGGCUAGUUUCGGUGGAGCUUCAAGCUGGCUUCAGUCUUCAUGCGGGCUCAGACCAGAUGUCAGGAGAGAUGCCGUCGUCCACGUUACUUUGCUCUCGACUGCGAGCUCGGAUCAGGACACGGCCGGUCAGUUUCUUCGAGGUCCUUUGCAGCCUUUGUCCGGGACAGCAAGGUCUUUGGAUGAAAGAGAUUGAAUGGCGGCUGGCUCCAGCUGAGCCUGUGCAAGACCUGCCAACUCACACCGUGAACCAACUUUGGCAGGCAGCAGCCUGUGCGGAGGCACCACCUCAACUUCGAGAUUCUCCUGCUGCCCUUCGUCUCCUUUCCGCUGCGGUGGGCGAAGAAUUUCGAGCCUUGAGUGCGAUUGUGCACCCGCUCUCCUCUCGCAAAGGUCAGCAGGACGACUUGGCCCGUGUCGUUUCCCAAAUGGAUGAUUGUGUGCAUGGCUUGCGGAGCAGUCCUGGACGUUUGCCAAUGCUUGGCUGCGCAGCCUCUCUCUUUGUCAGCUGCUCCAAAGCUGCUGGUGACACUUUUGAUGGCUUGGCAAUUGCAAGCAACCUCCUGGCAAAAUAUGAUUUGCUGCCAUUGGGAAGCCUGCUAGCCAGCAUCAAGCUUUACCAGGUUCAUUUGCCUUUUGUCAGCUGUCCAUUGCUCCGUUCGAGCAGUGGCGUCCCAGUUUAUGAGGCCUUCUCAGACGAUCAUUGGUCCAACACCUUUUUGGCGCGGGCUCCGCUAGCUGAAGCACUCCUACACGAGGUCAAGGCCCAAAAGAACACGCAAGAAUUCCCUGCAGUUGCAUUGCAGCAAUCCUUCACUGACACUCCACAAUCAAAAAAGCCGCAGCAAGUGAUUCAGCCUGGCGGACACCAGGUAUGCCAACUCCACACUGCCACCUUGAUGCAGUGGUUGGGUUUGGGAUCAACUCAGGUGCAAGUUCGAGUAUUCAAGGCCAUUCAGCAUGAAGCAGAGGAAAGUCCUAGUAGCCAUGAAGAAAGCCCUGGUCAUCAAGAUAGGGAUCCUGCAGUUUUAGCGAGCGGGCUGUUGAUCUACUGGCGGUGUGGAGAUGGUGAAGGGGCGCAAGUGCGAGACAGCGCAGGUUGCGGCCGGUCAGGUUUUUUACGUGGUGGCUCUUGGCGCGGGCCCCUUUCUCCUGACGACCCGAUGGAGCCGACUGAUGAGUGGGGGCAGGCUUUGUCGCCCAACUUCGCGAUUUAUUUGGGACAAGCUGAGCUCCGUUACUCUUCAUCAAGCGCCAGUGAUCGCCAGAUGCUGGCAUUAGUUGCGGGAAAUCGGUCCGAAGGGCAAGACCAUUUGACCAAGGCAUGUGAUGGGGAAGAGCCGACUCCAGGAUGGACGGUUGAUUUCUGGGCCCGGAUGCGAAACAGUCGAGAGGAGUUGCUCUUGUUCAGCCGGAGGUCAAGCGAAUGUGCUAUGGAGUGGCGUUAUGUGCCAAGGUUGCCUGGAUUCCGCAUCACACUGGGCCAGCAGCAACACCUAAGUGGCAGCUGCGACCCUUUGCCAGAAGGUGAGUGGACACAUUUGGCGCUGCGGUCAACUCUCGACUCACUCGAGGUGCUUGUAGAUGGCGAGCUUGCUGUGACAUCCCAGCAGUCCGGGCUGCAGGUCACUUUGGAGGCAGAUCUGGGAUUUGGUCCUGCAGAUAUGGAGAUCACAGAGGUCAGAGUUUGGGGCGCUGCUCGCUCCGAGAGCGAGUUGCUGCAGUACCAGCGGCAAUGUUUGGACACAUUACUCAGCAGUGAGCUCCGGGGCGAAGCAUGGAAGAGAGUGAAAAUCAGGCCUGCUGCAGAGGGACCUGCUGAUUCAGGAGUUUUGCCCAGUUUGUGGGACAUCUCCGCGCUGGCGCAGCCAGGUGGGCAGAGCAGACGGAAAAACGAGCCGCAGGGAGACUUGGCGCCCGCAAGUGGACAGACAUUCCCGCCAAGUGCUCCAGAGAAGGAAGCUCCAAAGCCUGCCUGGCCAGCUUGGGGAGACUUUGGAGACUGGCGCCCAUUUGAAGUUGCUCCUCCAGUUUGGCCAGAAAACAGCAAGCAAGGCAUGGAGGAGAGCAUGGAGAGCGCCAAACUACCACCCUCAGACAUUGUGGAGGAACUGCCACAUUUAGUACCCCACAAGCCUCACACCAAACUACCACUGUCGACACCACUACUCACAGUGGGCCGCUUGAUGCAAGGCAUUGCUGCAAAGAGAUCUGAAGACGCUGCAGCUUCAACAGUUACGGUUGAAGUGCUGCCAGCCUGGCAGGCUCAGGCCACUCCAGAAGUGCUUGUGCCAGGAGACCCCGAGAUAUUCUCCAAGUCCACUGCUGGGCGCCAAGAUGGAAGCCUAGAUGACAGCCUUCAAGGAUCGGUCAGACCACUUGAGAGGACGCCAGCAUCCAAGCAACCGCCACAGCUGCCAGAUGUACUGCCUCCACUGCCGGCUGGGUGUUCUGCUCUUCACGGUGCUGAUGCUUCUGUGCGAAUUGCAGCCAGCGCGUUGAAUAGACAGGCGUAUGGCUUUGCCAAUGCUCUCUUCAAGUCAGUGAUUCUCCAGCUUGGAGCUUCAGGUGCGUCGGUAGCAAUGCCAGCUCUACGCUCUCGAUUUGAGGCAGCCGUAAGCUAUUGCUGCAUUUGUCACCUUCUUCAAUUGAUACAGGAGGGGCAGGAGGCUAUUUCAAAGGCAGACAGCAGCGCCAGCACUCGGAACAUCCAGCAUGCCCUAUGCCAACAGUGGGAUUGCCUGUUGCGGUUGGAGAAGGCACCCUGUCACACCGUUCAACUCUCACUUAAAGCAGCGGCCCACCUCUUCUCCUUCACCCAGGCAGCUGGUGGUUGGGCUGCAGCGCGGAGAGUUUCUGAGGUCUUGUUGGAGAACUACGCCCCCUACUUGGACAGUGAGCAGCAUAGCCAGGUGCUUUAUCUGGCCGAAGCUACUCGCCAUGGUCUUCAAGCAGGGCGGAGCAGUGCAGCGAUGCUUUGUGCUUGCCCUGGCUGUGGUGCUCCUUUAGAUUUCUUGGCAAAGACGUGUGACACUUGCAGCGCUUUGCUGGCUGUCGACUUCUCGGAACUGAAGCUGUGCGAUUUGCGUCACGCUAGCCGGUGUUUCCUGGCAACACCGGGGGCUCCGUUUGUGCUGCAGUCUUUGGCCGAGGCUCAAUGCCUGGCAGAGCUAGGGUCGCAGGUUUACCUCAUUCAGUGAGGCCUCAUUUUGGACUUUCAAAGCAGCUUGCUCGGUUGCCUUGACCAACCCUGAUUAUAAGCGUGUGGCAUUGUGGAAUGCCACAUUCGGAUUGACAUGCUGUUCAUUGCCGCACCUUUUGCGGUUUCGGCUGCUGGCAAAGGACGGGACACAUCUGAGGUCAAGCAAUUGUCCCGCCUGUGGCGCUGGCGAGCUCACGCGCGGACUUCCUGUCCUUUCUUACUAGGCGAAGACCGCUUAGCUUAAUUGCCAAUGCUCGAAAUGUUU